AUGGAUCUGAUGCAUCGAAUCUUCCGACCCUAUCUGGACAAGUUUGUAGUGGUAUUUUUUGAUGACAUUCUGGUUUACUCGAGUAGUAAAGAGGACCAUGAAGACCAUUUGAGGAAAGUGUUACAGUUGUUAAGGGAGCACCAGUUAUAUGCCAAACUUUCUAAGUGUGAGUUCUGGUUAGAGGAAGUUGCCUUUUUGGGGCAUGUAACCUCUAAGGAAGGAGUCUCGGUUGACCCAGCUAAGGUCCAAGCUGUACAGGAGUGGCCAACCCCAAAGAAUGUGUCAGAGGUGAGGAGUUUCCUGGGAUUGGCCGGGUAUUAUCGGAGGUUCUUAAAGGACUUUUCGAAAAUAGCGAGACUAAUGACCAACUUGAUGAAAAAGGAAGGAUAA
Messenger RNA from Chenopodium quinoa (quinoa), 390 nucleotides. RefSeq lists its product as uncharacterized. The record is from RefSeq and is a predicted model, not a curated record. The transcript has 2 exons. NCBI's taxonomy places the organism in Eukaryota, Viridiplantae, Streptophyta, Magnoliopsida, Caryophyllales, Amaranthaceae. Bases 1 to 390 code for a protein of 129 amino acids.